Molecule: messenger RNA, 911 nt
Organism: Spirodela intermedia
Lineage: Eukaryota; Viridiplantae; Streptophyta; Magnoliopsida; Alismatales; Araceae
Source: the annotation of a GenBank genome assembly
AUGUAUCCUCCGACCCCACCGGCACCGGCACCGGCACCGGCAUCGCCACCACCACCACCGCCGCCGACGGCACCACCGCUGCAGCCUCCUCCUCCCGCAGGCGAGGAACCUCUCAGGAUGGCGCCUCUCCUUCCACAGGGUCGCGCCGCCUCUGCUCCCUAUCGGCCGUCGCCGUGGUCCAGCGGGCUCUGCGACUGCUUCGACGACGUCGGCAACUGUACGGCCCCUUUCUCCGCCACCCUCCUUCCCUCCACCGCCGGCGCCUGACUCGCCGGAGCAAUUGCAGGCUGCAUCACUUGCCUCUGUCCCUGCGUCACCUUCGGCCAGAUCGCCGAGAUCGUCGACGGCGGAUCCUCCUGUGAGUGAGUUCACGGUAUUCCCUGGUUGUUCAGUUUUCUAGGGUUUUUACUGAUUGGAAGGGAGAGGGAGAGAGAGGGUGAAUGAAGCUUGCGGAGGGAGCGGAGCGAUGUACUGGGCGAUCCUGUGCGUGACGGGGUGGGCGUGCCUGUUCUCAUGCUUCUACCGGUCGAAGCUCCGUGGACAGUUCUUCUUGGAGGAGGCGCCCUGCUCCGACUGCCUCGUCCACUGCUGCUGCGAGUCAUGCGCCCUCUGCCAGGAAUACCGUGAACUCACUCACCGCGGCUUCCAUGUUCCCAUGGGUCUCUCUCUCUCUCUCUCUCCUACUUCCUGUCUCUCUCUCUAUCCCACUUCCUACUCUCUCUCUCUCUCUCUCUCUCUCUCUCUCUCUCUCUCUCUCUCUCUCCCUGCCUAUCUAUCUCUCUAUGUCUCUCCCUCUCGCUCUCGCUCUCUCAUUGGCUUUGUUCGGUUACGCAGGGUGGAAGGCGAACAUGGACAGAAUGGCUCGAGGAGUCAACGCGCCGCCAGCGAUCGUCGGAGGCAUGACCCGCUGA